AUGAUCUUCCCAGACGCGACAACUGUCGGUAACACACCUGAGGUAAUUGUAGAGACCGAGCGCAGUGUAUCGCCGGUCUCAGACAGGUCUUCGACGCCUACACCUGAGCCCAGGUCUGUACCGUUGCUUCGAGACUGCUCUGACCCGCCUGUUGAUUCCUGGGACGCCUAUCAGGAUCAGCUUGAAGAGCUCUCUGAGCCUACGAUUGUACCAGGACCCGACGACUCCCUCACCGUGAGCAAAGUCAGGCGGACAGCACCAGCACGGGAAAAUGCGAGUCCCUCGCCAAGCUCGAUUUACCCUACUGUCGAGGACGACUCGACCGCAAACCCCAGUGCUGCCGAAUUGAGCUCUUCGUCACUGCCUCACGCCGAGCCUUCACGCGAGACGGUCCGCAUCCAGGCUCCUCCCAAGCCAAGGACCGCGGAGACUGCCAGGUCGAUCAGUAUUGAUAACCCAUUGGGCCGUGGAAUACCUAAAGCCCGUCAGCCCUUUCGCCGCCACGUCACACCUGUAGUCUCUUCAUCACCUGCAGAAGAUACACCCCCGGACAACCAUGAUAAGGAAACUGUUACGAGCAGGAUCAAAGCCAAACGCAGCAUUCCCAACCUGUUCAACCGUGAGAAGACAAGCCCAAAAUCACCAGAAGCGGCGGCAUCCAAGCAAGGAUUCAUGAGUAGCACGCGAAGCUCGCUCGCUAAGGUCUUGCGCGAUUCCAAGAGCCUCUCAAAAGUUCAUCUGCCUAGAAAGACUGAACCGAAGCUGGAGACUGAGUCUGAUCACGUCUCUAACAAGAAGAGCUUCCAGCCAGGCAUGUUCUCUGCAUUCCCCAGCGGUAGAGCCACCCCGGCCGAACAGCCAUCGUCUGGAAGACCGAGCCACGUAGAUGAGAUGCUUCACGACAUCGUCGACCGUAUAGAUGCGCAACCUGAGAACUCACAAGAGCGUCUGCGUCACGUGGAGAUUGCAGAGGUAAGUGAAGCCCUCGAAUUGAACACCAGGGCUGAAGCCCUCCGAUUGAAAGCCAUUGCGGAAGAAGAACUUGUUCUGACCGUACGAAAUAAACAGUGUAUCAUUUCGGCCGCCGACAGUUCUCGCAAAGCCAACAUCAGCGCUAUGGAAGCGAGAAAGAGUGCUGUUGAAGCGGAAUAUCAUGCCGAUCGCGUCACGUCCGAAUUCACACGCCUGCGCGAGCUAUUCGACACCACGCCGAUGGAUGCUGAGUCCACGAGAUACAUCAAGAGUUUCCUACCUAAAUUUGAACGCAAACGAUCGAGAGAGGAGAUCCGCCGAGGGUUUAUGCCGGGCUUUCAUACAGCAUGUUGA
Messenger RNA from Alternaria incomplexa, 1326 nucleotides. RefSeq lists its product as uncharacterized. Bases 1 to 1326 code for a protein of 441 amino acids. The transcript is spliced from 2 exons. The record is from RefSeq and is a predicted model, not a curated record. Lineage: Eukaryota; Fungi; Ascomycota; Dothideomycetes; Pleosporales; Pleosporaceae.